AUGAAUACAGAAGAUUUACCUCAGGAUUAGGAUUAUGAAAAUUAAGUUAAAAAUGAUAAUAUUAAUUUAGAUUUUAACGCUUCAAAUGAUGUAGAAAAAAAUUAGCAGAUUUAUGGAUCUGAAUAUGCUCCAAAUAAUUAACAACCUACUUCUGCUGAAGGUAGAAGUUAGGCCAAUUCCAUUCAAUCUCAACCCGAACCACCAAAGUAAAAAGUAGCUGCAAAUGCAUUGGAUAUUAGAGCUGCAGGUCAUCCAGGAGUUUGCGUCACUCACUUUAUAUUAAAAUUAAGUUCUCUCUUAUGCUUCUUCUUGAUUGGCUCUGAUCACAAUACUAUUUGCUUUGUCUUUACAAUCCUCUUUACUGCUUUUGAUUUUUGGAUUGUUAAAAACAUUACUGGAAGGAAAUUAGUAUUGUUAAAAUGGUAAUGCAGUGUAGAUGAUAAUGGAGAUGAAAAGUGGGUCUUUGAAUCCACAGAACCAGGAAUUAAACCAAAUCAAAUAGACUCAACAUUCUUUUGGUUCAUAUAAUUUUCCAUUUGUGCUAUUUGGCUUUUAGUAUCUCUCUACGAACUUUUUACUUUAAGCUUCUUCUGGCUUAUUUUAACAUUAGUAUGUUUCUUCAUUCAUACUGUAAAUUUCAGUGGUUUCUACAAAUGCAGAGGAGAACAUUAGAAGAAAAUAAAGAGCUAUAUGACAACCUUGGGAAUGAAAGCUAUUGCUAGUAAUAUGUGA
This is a messenger RNA of Tetrahymena thermophila SB210, 732 nucleotides long. Its product is annotated as membrane protein tvp23. Gene Ontology annotation, biological process: vesicle-mediated transport; protein secretion. Lineage: Eukaryota; Ciliophora; Oligohymenophorea; Hymenostomatida; Tetrahymenidae. The record is from RefSeq and is a predicted model, not a curated record. Gene Ontology annotation, cellular component: Golgi membrane. The transcript is spliced from 7 exons.